This is a messenger RNA of Aspergillus puulaauensis, 1779 nucleotides long. RefSeq names its product putative C6 transcription factor. NCBI's taxonomy places the organism in Eukaryota, Fungi, Ascomycota, Eurotiomycetes, Eurotiales, Aspergillaceae. Gene Ontology annotation, cellular component: nucleus. The record is from RefSeq and is a predicted model, not a curated record. Gene Ontology annotation, biological process: regulation of DNA-templated transcription; DNA-templated transcription. The coding region runs from base 1 to 1779 and encodes 592 amino acids. Gene Ontology annotation, molecular function: DNA-binding transcription factor activity, RNA polymerase II-specific; zinc ion binding; DNA binding. The transcript has 4 exons.
AUGUCAACCGACCUGAGAAGGCCCAGAGCCGGGGCCUGCGUCACUUGCCGCUCUAGAAAACGUCGCUGCAUCCCAUCCUCCACCGGAGACGCCUGCCAACUCUGCCAUUCACUCUCACGACCCUGCAGCCUGAGUGUUCCGCCGGCCAGAAGAGACAUCGAUGGCGGAUACCCCCGAGCCAGCGAGGAUACUGGUCCGUCGAACGCGUCGGAAGAUCCCCUCACGGGAUUGACAUCACGGCAAAUAUGGAUCGAGCUGGUUCACCUCUACUUUCGCUUCAUCCACGAUAUCCCCCACACCAUAUUCCACGAGCCCACAUUUCUGCGUCGCCUCGAUGAAGGUACGGCACCGAUGAUACAUGUUUAUGCGAUGUGUGCGUUGGCUGCGAGAUUCUCCAGUAAUCCAGUAUUCGACGGGACCGCCCCCUGUGAUCGCGGAAAGGUCUUCGCUACCGAAGCAGUUCGUCUCAGCCAGCCGUACAUGAUAUCCCCGAGCUUGGAAACCGUCCAAGGAUUCCUAUUGAUAGGAUACUUUCUCAGUGGGGAGGGAAAUGUCGAUGGGAAACACAUUUAUAUAGGAUUGGCUCGGUUACACGCAGAGAGGCUGUCACUUGGCGAUAACGCUAGUGCUGUACAUGAGGAGGAAUACCGGCGGAGUUGGCUGUCAAUCCACGUGGCAAGCCAUUGGUCGGCCUGGGAUAUGGCCAUGGAACCUAUGAGUCUACCUCAAGAGCCGGACUUCAUGCCGAAUAUUGACGAUGCGACGUUUCACACUGUCAGCGCAGAGGUGCUGAAUGCCAACUACGUGCAAGAUUCUCCCCGCUGUGAUAUGUGGGCUCAGAUGGCACGCACUCUUGGCAUAUAUGCGAAAGUAAACACUCUGAUGCGACAGCUUAGCUGCGACAAGAUCUCGUUUGCCGACUACUGCGCGCAAGCAGCCGAAGUGGAACUUGCGUUGGAUGAGUGGGCGGCGAAUCUGCCCCCAAGACUGGCCUGGAAUUUCGACAAUCUCAUGUUCCUGGCAGGAAGGAGGCUCGGACAAAUAUACCUCGCGAUGCAUAUCGGCUACUUUCAUUUCAAGCAGAUGCUUCUUUUCCCCUUCCUGGAUGCGAGAGCAGCGAGGAACUCGAGGCCGGAUCAUGCAUUCAAGUGUAAGGAUAGUGCGGCCGUUGUUUCGUCUAUUCUACAGUACUCUAGGAACAUCAAGCACUGCGAAUUGGACUACUUCAUUUACGGCCAUAUUGGGGUGGUCAGCUCAUGCGUUCACCUCCACACUCUGCUAUUCAGCGACGACUACCGCGAGCUUCCAAUGGUGCGCCAGCGCCUGGUGUCGAACUUUCAGUAUCUUAUGACCGUGAAAUCAUAUUGGCCUAUCGUCGAACACUAUACUACCCAUCUGCGUACAUUCCAGAACUCCUGCAGAGACUCAAUGUCGGAUCCGUUUGUGCUUGACAACUGGAUGGCUCGUUUCCUGAUCGAACACUCCUCACUUCUGUCGGAGAGGCAGCUGGCUCCGCACGCGGAACCUGGCACAUCUAUACAGCCUGAUCAUAAAAGUAGCUCUGGGAAUGCUACCCCUGCGCGUCCAAGUAUCGAAUUUCUUACGGCCCAGGGAAGCGAAAACAAUGAAGCGAUGGUUACAUUGGAGGAACCCGCUCAGUGGGAUGACCUUUCUCGAUUACUGCAUGAUCAGGAGAUAACUGGGGAGGCCCUGAUUAACAGCGCCUUGAGCUGGCUACUAGAUGACCGCUACGAUAGCAACCAAGUCACCCCGACAUGA